Messenger RNA from Aedes albopictus (Asian tiger mosquito), 9771 nucleotides. Its product is annotated as ankyrin-3. The record is from RefSeq and is a predicted model, not a curated record. Gene Ontology annotation, cellular component: ciliary inversin compartment. The transcript has 2 exons. Gene Ontology annotation, molecular function: protein binding. Gene Ontology annotation, biological process: protein localization to ciliary inversin compartment. The coding region runs from base 1463 to 4168 and encodes 901 amino acids. NCBI's taxonomy places the organism in Eukaryota, Metazoa, Arthropoda, Insecta, Diptera, Culicidae.
CAGUUACGUGCUUUUGAAAUGUUGGUGCUGAAAUCACAAAAUCAAUACAAAAAAGAAGAAGAAACCCCGUAAAAACGAGCUUGACAGGGCUCGACGUUUUAGCUUGACAUCAGGCUUACGUCAGUCUGAUUCGUCGAGCUCCAGCUCGUAUAUUCGAAGCCCGACAGCUUGACGCAAACGGUGCAGAAUCGUUUGACAUCAGACUGACCGUCAGUCUUACAUCAGUCUGAUGUCAAGCUCUGUAAGACUGACCGUAAGACUGAUGUCAGGCUUACGUCAAGCUUAUGAAAUGCACUGGGUUAUAACAGAACAGGAGAUACCUACACACUAUACGGAGAUAUAUAUACAUUAUCUCUUAAUGAUGUCGUCAUCUUUGUUAAAUUUAGAGGUAUAAAAAGAAGCCUCUGUUUUCCUGCCCAUUCGCACCACUCUUUGCCUAUGCGCUCGAUGGAGAAAAAACAGGUUUAGACAACAUGAACCAAAACUCGGAAUGGCCACCAAAUUUCCAUAACUACUGAGGGGAGAUUUUUGUUACUGUUGUUCACCUGUAGUUUGUAUUGGUUACGAAAGAUUUAAUUUCUAGGAAUAAUACAACUGACAACUAAUCGCACAAAGUUCAUUGGAACAACAUUUUGAAAUUACCCAAUACUACGAAAUUCCUCAAGUUUUUCAUUUGCCUUGAAUAAACUCUAAAAGUUUUCGGUGUUAAGAAAUUGAAUUUAAAAAUACAUUUGUGGGAGAUAAAGAGAGAGAUAAUAUUUGUUUUAAUAAAAUAUAUAGGGGAAAUUACCUAUUCUCGGCCGUUUUGUUCUCUUCGUCUUUGUGGGUUUUUUGAAACCUAUUGAACUCAGAGUUGGUCUCAAAUCCUUCCCAACUAUGCUGAGUUAUAUGGUCAAGUUUCACGCCAUUUUGCUGACAAAAACCCCCCAUGACGAAGAGAACAAACCUGCCGAUAAUACCCAUUGUCACCCUAUAUCAUUGCAAGCAAAACAUCUAGAGCAGUUAAUCACUAAAGUAGGAAAUGGGAUUUUACAAAACGUAACCUCGCUUUCAAUACUAGAUUUCUAUAUUUUGAGAAAUUUCAAUUUACAAAAUCAAAAAACAUAUUUAAGCGUAUAAGGCAGCAUCCAUUUAUUACGUAACGCUAAAAUCGACAUUUUUUACCCCCCCCCCCCCUCCCCUCUCCGUAACGCUAUUUUGUAUGAAAACCUUAAAUUUUUUGUAUGGGCCGUAACGCUCAGCCGUACUCCAACCCCCCUCCCCCUAGAGCGUUAGGUAAUUUGUGGACGGCGCCUAAUUUAUAACCAAAUAUAUGCGGCAACCAUGUUUGGCGCGACGCGUGAUUGUAUCAGAUCUGUGAAAACUUUUGCGAGGUACGGUCGUUUGGUGCGUGGCAGAACACAAAACAGAUUGGUGGAUUAAGUCGAUUGUGAUUUGGGCACUAUUAAGUUUAUCGAAUAAAAUGACAUCCUCAUCGCGGGAUGUUAUAGAUCCGGAAACUAUAAGCCUUGUGGCGUACGAAAGCAGUAUCAAGUCUGGAACUCACGGCGAAGUUUACCAAAAGCAACUGGCUCUAGUACUAUUGCUAAGGCUGACACGAGAAGGGAAGAACUUCCGCUUAGCUUAUGAACUGACAUCCGCGGAUAAGUUUGAUGACGUGGUGCUGUACGAUAAAACAGCCAAACAAUGGAUUUUUCUACAAUCGAAACAUGCCGACGGCAAAGAAUCGAAGAUAGAUCUCAAUGGCUUGCUACCAAAAACGAAUCGAGAGAAAGGAGAUUUCAGUUUGUACAAAUAUUUCACUUCGUACAUGAUAAUUCGAAAUAGAUUCAAAGGCAAAACCAACUUUGUGUUGUUCACCAACAAAAGACUGGAUGAAAAGUUGACGACAGCAGAGGAUUGCUUGACGAUCCAGGAUCGAUAUGUAGAUGAAUAUCUUCGCUUCACAUCAAAAGGUGCAUCCCAAAAAUUACUCAUACCGACUGAAUCAACAAUACAAUCAAUCAUGGAAUAUACCAAUAAAGAUUUGUAUUCCCUGAAAGACGCCAUCAAGCAACUUUUCACCAAAGGUAUCAUUACAGAUCAGCUUCUAAAGUACAAGGUAUAUUUGAAAAACGUUUUGACGGAGUCGGAAAACUGUCAAGUAAGAUUCACAAAUACCUUCAACGACUCACUGAUUUUCAUAUCUGAACUGUACAGAAGGCUUCAAUCAGAGAUACAUAAUUUUAAACCUAUUGUAAAACCACCAGAACUCGAUGUCAAAGAAAUAGAAUAUGGUUCUAUAAAUUUGUCGUCAGAGGAGUUCAAACAUCUAGCUGAUGCCAUCGAAAAUCUUUUUCGUGGCGGAAUUGUAUCUGAUUAUUUGAAAAAGUACGAAGAUCUUCUAGCUCUGAUCCUGACAACGACUGUACAUGGCCAGCUAGCAUUCAAAGAUACAUUUAAAAGUGAUGUAGUCUCUAAAGCUGAAUUGUAUAAAAUGUUGAAGACUGAAUUGAGUGAUAUGAAUACAGUGAUAACAUUGAAGAAGAAACUGUUUGAUGGAAAGGAUUUACGGAACAAACAACAUUCAGUAUUAUUUUAUGCGGAGGCAUCUGAUGUGAGACAAUUCUUCACGCUACUCACAUUAUCUGUGCAUCAACCAGAAGAAUUGGAGCCCUUCAUCGUCGAGGAGUUGCACUCUUGGAUGAAAACGUGGCUGCGACCUGACGUUUUAGGUAAGCUAACCGAAUACGAUGAUAAAAAUGCUGUAAAGGAUUUGGAUGACCAUUUUGAAGCAACGCUGAAACGCGAGCAAGGAAAUUCCAAACCAUAUUUAAAUUACCAAUAUGUAUCGCAGUAUUGCAACAAGUUGCGGUCAAGAAUUACUGAAUUGUACCCAGAAUUGAAUGAUACGACUCAGUUAUAUAUUAACAGGGUGCUUAAAUGUGAAAAGGAGGAUAUCAAUGAGCCACAAUAUUCACAAGUUUCUCAAUUUGAUAGAAACUUCAAAUCUGAGCUAAGCCUUAAUUUAGAUGAAUUGUUUUCCGCCGAUGACAAUGCUUCAGAUAAUGAACAUGGAAUGGACGAUAGAGUAUCUCUAUCUGACAAAACUUGCGCGGAAAUGACAGAUAGUGAAUUUGCAGCAAAUCUGAAGGUAAAGUUUGCACAGUAUCAGUGUUUAGUUUUAACGGCGGACCCAGGGAUAGGUAAAACUGAACUUCUUCAAUACCUUGCCCUUGAACAUCAAAAACUGAUGUCAGGAACUGUUUACCUGUUUUACUUAAACAGACUACAAGAUUCUAAGGAAGCUUUCGGCAAAGAAGCAUCAUUGAAUAUCCUCAAAUCUGUGUUAUCUGACAAGAAUAUUAGGUUGAUACAGAAUGCUUUGGAAAAUAUAUCUAAUGGUCACAUUACAAUACUGUUUGAUGGAUAUGACGAAAUAUAUAAGAAAAAUAUUAACAAAAUAAAUAGACUGUUGGAAUUAUUGUUCGCAUCAAAACAAAUUCAGAUUGUUAUAAGUGUAAGAAAUCAUGAGAAAAUGGCAUUGCAAAGCUUCUUCAAGAAGCACAAGAUUAAUGUCCGAUACUUUUCUUUGGAGCCAUUUAACAACGAAAAUAUUAUUGAAUACCUUGCACAGUCUUGGAAAGAAAAGGUAGAGAGUGAUAUCAAUUUCAAAUUUUAUUCAUAUUCCAAAUUCUUGGCUGAGAAAUUUCAUAGCUUUUGCAGAGUGCCAUUGAUGGUUAAAAUGAUGUCGAAAAUAUACAAACAGCGUUUUGAGCAAUUCAAAGAAACUAGUAUGAUCGAUGGAGAGGAUGAAAUUAGCUAUUUAGAAAAAGAGUUUUUAGAAGUGGAACAUAUUUACGAAAUUUUCAUAGAAAAAUGUUUACUAGUAAAGAUAGAGGAUGCAUGCCAUGGCAUUGGGCAGGUCGAUCCGAACAAACAAAUUUUUGAUGGAUUUUAUCUUGACCAUCAACUGCUAGCUAUAGAAUUUCUUGAUGUUGGUGAGCUUAAACUUAUCUUCAACAAUCCAAAAUAUAUUAAAAAAUGGAACUGCAUUCAAAAAAAUCAUUAUAACCAGUUUGAAAAAUCUAUUCUAUUGAAUUUUGUUAACGGUAAAGUUUUUUUUCUCAUCAUUCGUAUGCUGAGUAUUUUGUUGCGACCUUCCUGUGGGAUGAUUUUAUCUACUUGAAAAACAUUGUCAAAAAUGUUUUGUCUUGUUUUGCAGGAAUAAGAAAGUUUUUUAUGAAAAUAAUCGAAAAAAACAUCGAAUUGUUCGUAUCCAAAAUCUCCCAAGAAACGUCUUUUGUCACAAAAAGUGUUGUUUUCUGGGCCUGUGAAAGUAAUGCAGUAGAGUUGUUGAAAUAUUUGCUAUCAACAAAAUUUCUGGUUAGGCCAAAGGAGGCCAAAAUGCUUCAUAUUGCCAUUGAAAACGGCAGUGACAAAAUAUGUUCUUAUUUGGUCGAUGAAUGUAAAGUGCAUCCCGAUGUUAAGUAUGGGGGUGGUCUAGUUCCUUUACAUUCGGCAAUAAUACACGGACAUAUAAAUAUAGUCAAGAUUCUGUUAGGAAACGGAGCUGACAUCAAUAUUCAAAACACAGAAGGAUGGUCAGCUCUACAUUAUGCAGUCUAUCACAAACGAAUUGCGAUUGCUACAUUCUUGAUCGAUAGAGGUAUUGACGUGCACUGUCUAGACAAAUAUAAAGUAAAUGCACUUGUCCUUUCCUAUGGUGAUUCUGAUAUGACGAAAAUGUUAAUACAAAAAGGCGCAAAGCGCGGUACCCAAUUACCCCGCAAAUUGGAGUUUUCUUUAUUCGACACUUCUUAAUUCGUACCCCGACUAUUCGACAUUUCGACAAUGACUUUUCAUAAGGGCCUAACUGACUUGAUCGAUUUCUCUUCGUCGACUCUCUCUUUCGCUAAUAACUUGAUCAAAACAAACAAAAUAAUUAUUCUUUUUGUUUCUAUUGGCGAUUUGAUGUUGCAUGAAGAAGAAGAAGAAGAAGAAAAGCGAUGAUGUUUUGUAAAAUCCCUAUCCCAAUAACACAGGGGAAGAUUUUAAAAUGCCUCUAUAAAAUAUAAAACAAAAUCCAAUUAAAAAUGGUUUGAUGUACGGUGUUAGACUUUUGACGGACUACAUAUUGAACGUAUAAGUUUAAAUUCAACAUUUUUUCUUGAUAAGGUACUUAAUUUGUAUUCAUUUGACAUCUUAAAUCAGUUUCGUACCUUUUAAUGCCACCCUAUUUUGCUUAUCGUUUGACAGAUACGCGUAUUUCGACUACCAAUAGUGGUAAUCACGUUCAAAUGUAUGCGUGCCUUUUUUGUAGAUGUAGUUGUGAAACUGUGAGGAAAACAUUUGCACUCCUACCCCGGAUGUUAGUUUUAUCAUUAUUUACCCGUUUUACACAAUUCGAUUGGGUAAUAUUUCCAUAUGCAAUCUGAAUAGCCUUUGAAUUUGCGUGCAUUUUUGUGUCUAGUCUAGUCUAGUCUAGUCUACACAUACACAGCCAUUCAUUGAAAGAAUCCUGGAAAAUGAUAGAAUCGACUACUUCUACCAUUUUUCUUGUCAUUAUCAAUACUUGCAAGGCAUCGGAGAUGUAUUACAAGUAUUGAAGCGGCCAGGCCUACUGUGCAGCGUUAUUGAAUACAAUUGAACAGAACUAUGGAACGGCGACAUCUCGUCAGCCGCUCUGUAUCGUAUGUGUAAUAGAUGUGAAGCAAAAACGUUGGGAGUGACGUUGCUAAGAAAGUUAAUGUCACUCCGUUGGGGCUCCUCUUCUUCCUGGGAUGGGACAAAGGUAUUUAUGGUAUUAACUGCUUAUGUCCUGGCUCGAAAGCCUAGGUUUAAGCGCCAUUGCUCGCUCUCUGAAACGAGAAGAAAAUAUAACGAUCCCUUCCCCGACUGGAUUAAAUACCCUGUAUUAUUAACCGACAAACUACUUAAAACCAUAACUGCGAGUCUAUUAUGGAAUCGGUAAAAGUUUCCACGAUUUUAUCUAAAGUUUAGACAGUAUUUUGUUAUAAAUAUUUGGUAGGAAUUCUCAUAAGGGUGGUGGGGGUAAGUGGACAGGUGGGGUAAAAUGCACAGGGUACAGUUUCAUGGCUUUUAUUGUUUUUCAAAAUGUUUUACCGAUUGAAGCUUAUGCCUAAGCAUGAAUUAUUAUACUUUUGCUGAUCUUGAACAUUAAAAUGAAACAAACCUCUUCAAAAUGACAAAAACUUAAAAAAAAAAUCACGUGAAAAAUCGGAAAUGAUGUAAAAUCUGCAUAUUAUUGCUGAGGUUUUCUCGUUCGUAAGUUAUUUUCAAAUUAUUACAAGUUUUACACCCUACGCCGAUAAAGUCCACGUAGAUAAAUAUAUUUGACCGAAAAAAAAAUUAAAAAUAAUAAUGGGGGUAAAAUAAUAAUGGGGGUAAAAUAGACAAUCGGUUCAAAUUUCACUAAAAUUUCAUAAUUUUUUUUGUAAACUCCAGAAUCAUCAGCCGUCAUACAUAUCGUGAGAUAGUUGAAGUAAAAAGUUAUAAAAAAAUAUUUUCCAUCAACAAAAUAUAAUUUUCAUCCAAAAAGAGUGCUUGUUUUUUACACUAUAUUUACAAUAAUUUUUUAAGUGUGUUUCAAAGUUUGUAUUAAAAGUUUAAAAACAACAAAAUAAAGGUAUCGUAUGAAAUUUGAUAGUUUGUACCGUGGGUGCACAGUUAUGGAUCACACACGGUUACGGAUCAAUUCGAUGUUUACGGUCAAAUGUCGCCUAACUGCACAGCAUGACAUAAAAUAGCAUAGUCUUCAUAGCAUAAUCACUAUACUAUGCCACGCCAUGCCAUGCUAAGCUGCAACAUACGAUCGUAAACAUUUAAUUAAUCCGUAACCGUGUGUGAUCCAUAACUGUGUAACCACGGUAUUUAAAAACAAACUGUUAUAUAACUUUUAACAACUUGUUCAUUUUACCCCAUCGAUUGUCCAUUUUACCCCCACCGAUUUUUUCCACGCUAUUUUGAUGAGUUUCACACGAUAAACCACUCCAUUGACGAACAGCACUCACCUGACCCGAGAACUCCGACACCAGAUCGGAACCGCCUCCAUUCAGUAUUGGAAGAUUCUGAUUGAAAACGGCCCCGCUCCGGUGUCAGAGCCCCCGGGUCGGGUGAAUGCUGAUGAAUGCUGUUCGUCGAUGCACAAGUCAAGACAAGUUCAUACCGUCUGCACGCAAAGAAAGGAAAAAGGGACGCCAGAACGCACUCCAAUCUAAAGUAGCUCCCCCGAACUGCUUUUUCCAAUUCCAUAAACCAACCGCAAAUAAGAAAGAAAAACAGCACAUCUUUAACACAAAAUAUUUAAGCCUUUAAAUGGAAUUCGCUCACCCGGGAAAUGUAUCAAUAGAAUCGUCUGCCUUCUCAAUGUCGGUCAUCCAAUUCGACUACGUGUCAAAGCGGUCGGCGCUGCUGCUUGCUCCAUCGAUGCUUUCCCCAUCUUUACCAACUGCCACUCCACUUCAUGAUGGGGAACAACUUUGUUUUGGUAACACAUUUUCCAAUAAUUACGCUACACAAUUCAAGAACUCAUUUUCUAUUCACAAGUAACAAAAACAGAAAAACUUUUAAAAACAAGAAAAUGCGGACGCGAAAAAAAAAUGACAGCAUAAAAUUUUAGAACGUCCGCGCGCGCUCACAGACUGCUGCGAUCCUGAAUUUGCGUGCAUUUUUGUGUGAGGAAAAACUCGCGCUAGUGUUCGUGUGUUGAAAUGUUACUUAUCUCUAUUGUAAUCUUCCUCAGUGUCAGUCCUGUGACUGGAUAACUGACACUGAGGAAGAUUACAAGUGGUAGUCGAAAUACGCGUAUCUGUCAAAGGAUAAGCAAAAUAGGGCGGAAUUAAAAGGUACGAAACUGAUUACACUCAUUCGAAGAGGGUAUUCUGCUUAGAGGGUUCGAAAAGUCGGCACAAGAUCUUAAAUCAGCUGAUUUUUCGGAUCUAUGACAGUUCUUCUACAUGGAGUCACAGAGAACAGACGAACAUGCUCGAACAAAAUUGCUUGAAAAUCUUGUGUAAAGAAAAAACAAGCUCAGUAGCGACAUCGACGGUGACUUUCCCACUCAAAAACUAGUUUCGACACCAUGAUGGCGCAUUCUGAAGAAAUAUUUCACUAGCGCACCUUUAAAUUUUCCUGCUCAGAUUCUGAGCUGUAUUUGCUUAAAUAACAAGAUGUUUAAGAUUAUUUCACUAAUCCAGCAACAAAAUUUGAGCAACCCAUUGAUAAUAAGUUUCAUUAUUUUCAAUAAGAAACAAGUUGAACAAGAAUUCAAUUAAUGUUUUCCAAGUAAAACCAACACAUUCUCUAGGUGGAACUAUACUAGGGUGCACACUUGGUGACACUAGCGCCAAAAGGUAAAACGGUAAAUUUGUACCCCGAUUCGAAAUUUGACAGCGCCGCAUAAUGGCCACAUUCCCAGUUAUUUCAAAACAACCGUUGCAAUGCUUUACACAACUGCACUACAUGAGCUUGGACGUCUGUUCUCUGUGGUGUUACCAUCUGUUGUUUAACCUUUGUAAACAAAUGCAUACACGGACAUGUCACAUGAAAAGGCCUAUUGUGCUUAUACUCACACUCACAACAGUUUCUCUUGCAGCCACUUCUUUCGGAAGUUCAGAGUUGUUGCUAUCCGACACCCGAACCACUUGGAGAGUAACCAAAAGCCAUCAAUUGUAGAAAAAAAUGGACUUUUCAUUCGCACUAUCACAAUGUCUUUUAGAUUUGUGUUCAAUGAGUCAUUUUACGAACGCGUAUCAUACGCACGCGCUAUUCACUUUUUUUUAAAUAUACAUUCAUUAACCUCCAUUUAUUGCACCCAAUCUCUCGGGUACCUCCAGGGGUAUCUCCUACUAUAACGCAGAAAAAUAAAUUGUAAACACAAUGAGGGAUGGGAACACUCACUUGCAGAGAGUUACACUCACUCGCAAUUUUCUCAGCUCAGAAGUGUGCAAUCAAGAAACGAUGUAUGGACGACUUUUGCAUUGUGCUUUUUUUCUAAAACUUUGCCGAAUAGAGUAGGGGUCGCACACGCAUACCAAAGUCGUGUCAGAGUUGUUAAAGCGACUCUCCACGAGGUGAGGAGUUGCCUUCGCAGCUCCCUCACGUCUUCGGUAUGCGUGUGCGACCGCUACUCUAUUCGGCAAAGUUUUAGAUAAAACCACAAUGCAAAAGUCGUCCAUACAUCGUUUCUUGAUUGCACGCUUCUGAGCUGCGAAAAGUGAGUGCAAGUGAGUGUAACUUUAUGCAAGUGAGUGUUCCCAUCCUUGUACACAAUUAAAUUCUAGUUCAAAUCAACCGAUUUUUCAGUUUGCUAUAGCAUCGAACUGAUUUCUAGCUUAAAAUGAACUGUUCUAUUAUUUGAUAAUACAAAUAUUUUCAUUUGUCGAAAUUUUUGACAGUUUGUUAGACCAAACCAGGGGAAGCGACACUACUUUUGCCAAGCCGAAAACCCCCAAAAAAAGUCGAAAAAAGACGAAAAAAGCCCGAAAAUACCUGCGUAAACUUUUGCGGGUUUCAGCGACUUUUUUGAUCUUUUUUCGGCUUUUGGCUUGGCAAAACUAGUGUCGCUCUCCCUGGACCAAACUGAGAUUUGGUAGUUUCAGCAUAAAAUAAUGGAUUGUUUUAAACGACUGCACUUUUGCCGCUAACUCAGCCGGGAUGUGAUUGUAUGACGGGCUUGGUGGUCUAGUGGCUACCGCUUCCGAUUUAUAUGCAGAAGGUCCUGGGUUCAAUCCCUGGCCCGUCCCUUUCCUCCUACUUUGUAUCUUUCUA